Molecule: messenger RNA, 174 nt
Organism: Arabis nemorensis
Lineage: Eukaryota; Viridiplantae; Streptophyta; Magnoliopsida; Brassicales; Brassicaceae
Source: the annotation of a GenBank genome assembly
AUGGGAUGCAAUUUGAAUUCUUUUCUUAAAGCUCUAAUCUCUUCUGCUACAUUCUCCCACAAAUCUGAUGGAGUACCAGGAGAGAUGGGCGCUAAUGCAAGGGACGGGCCAAGACCAGAAGAUGGAGUCAAUGGACAUCAGGUUUCGAUUCUCUUGUCAACAUUCUUGGUUUGA